GCUCCCUCCUCCCUCCCUCCCUCCCGCGCCCGCUCCCCCCUCCUCCUCCUCCUCCCCCUCCCGCGCCCGCUCGCACUCUCCUCUCCUGCUCGCCCGCACUCGCCCUCCUGCCAGUCUGCCCGCGCCGGGCCGCACCGGCGCCUCCGCGGCGCCCUCUCCCACGCGGCCCGGGGGCUCCCGCCGCCGUCCAUGCACCCCUCGCCCCCUGCCUCGCAGCCGGGCCAGGUUAUGAAGGAAGAAUGGAGUUUCCAGACCAUAGCCGCCAGUUGCUGCAGUGUCUGAGUCAGCAGCGUCACCAGGGCUUCCUGUGUGACUGUACUGUUUUAGUUGGAGAAGCUCAAUUCAGAGCUCACAGAGCUGUUCUUGCUUCUUGCAGCAUGUACUUCCAUCUUUUCUACAGGGACCAGUUAGACAAAAGGGAUAUUGUGCAUCUGAACAGUGACAUUGUCACGGCCCCAGCCUUCGGUCUGCUGCUCGAAUUCAUGUACGAAGGAAAGCUCGAGUUCAACAGUCUUCCAGUUGAGGAUGUGCUGGCUGCAGCUAGCUACCUUCACAUGUAUGACAUUGUGAAAGUCUGCAAGGGCAAGCUGAAAGAUAAAGAAUUAUGUCCAGAAGAAAAGAUUAAUGACGAGGCAGCUAAUUUGGAAAAGGAGGAGCAUUUUUUAGACCCGGGAGUCCACGAGUUUGACCCAGGAAACAAACAGAAAUUCAGUGCUGCAGAAUACGAGAGAGCCACAUGCAAAGAGCGGGUCAUUGGUCACCCUGCCUGGUCCUCUGAUCUUAUAAGUGUCAGUUCUGCGUCUGCAGAGGCAGAAUCGUGCACCGCAGCAGCUGGAAAAACAAAAGCUAAUGUCAAUAGUUCCACAGGACCUUUGUCCCAAAGGUCUGUUAACCAUACCCUGGCUUCAAGUGAUGUGGACUGUGCUCUGGAUUUGUCUUUCAAGCCUGUGCCUGGGAGAGAUUCUUUACACCCCUCCUACGUCUUUGGACAGCUGGCUUCCGACAGCCAGCAGCAGGGUACCGAGCCACUUGUUAAAGAUGAACAAGACUUGCUGUCAGAUCAGGAGGACAGUGAAGCAAGGAGUCCAGAGAGUCAGCAUUUUGGGAAUUCAGCCAAGAGUCUAGUGACAGGGUUAGGACACAUGUUCACAGGAAACGGCAAUUCUCAUGCGAGGGAGGAUGAUAUAGAUCAAGACAGGGAUGAGAGUGAAGAUGACAUGGAUUCCUCUGAUAUCUCCUCCUCAGGUGUGCUCGUGCCCCCCGGGCACAUAUGCAUUUGCCCCCUCUGUAGCAAAGUGUUUCCCAGCCCGCAUGUCCUGCAGCUGCACCUGAGCUCUCACUUCAGAGAUAAGGAUGGCUCACGGACCAGGCUGUCCCCUGACGGGUCAGUGCCCACCUGUACGCUUUGUGGGAAGACUUUUUCAUGCAUGUACACCUUAAAGAGACAUGAAAGGACUCAUUCGGGUGAAAAGCCUUAUACCUGUGGCCAGUGUGGAAAGAGCUUCCAGUACUCCCACAACCUCAGCCGUCAUGCGGUCGUACAUACAAGAGAGAAACCGCAUGGGUGCAAAUGGUGUGAGAGACGCUUUACACAAUCUGGUGAUUUAUACAGACACAUUCGGAAAUUUCAUUGUGGCCUUGUCAAGUCCUUGGUGGUCUGAGACGAGGUUUUGGGUUGUUUUUUUUUUUUUAUUAUUUAAUAUGCCCUUAAUACUCCUUCUCUCUUCCCCCUCCCCCUUUCUUUUUUUCCCCCUCUCCACCCAACACUUUUUUUUUUUUUUAAAGAAAACAAAAAGAUAACUUUUAUUCUUUUAGUCUUUUUGGUGAUACUCACUUCAAGUCAUGAUGUUUAAAAGAUGCAUAAGCAUGCACUUCAGAGGCCUUUUAGCCCCAGUCCUUGCCCUAAACUCAGUCUCCUAGGUCUUCUCUUGCUCCCCUGUGGUAUGUGACUUCUACAGCAUCCAUGUGAAAAUGAUCUUAAGUUAUUCUGCAGUGAUUUUUUUUCUUUGCUUCUGUCUGUCAUACUUUUGUGCUCCUGUUUUUUCCCCCCUUUUAGUUAGUUAAAAAAAUAAUAAUGGUAAAUUGUCAAGAUUUGCUUUUUCUGAUACCAUUACGUUCCCUUAAUAUUAUACGUAUUGUAUACAAACAUGUCAGAGCUGAACCAUAGUUUUACUCUGAGCACAAGGGAUUUUGCCCACUUAACUCCACAUGUCUCAAGAUGGGAAUACAGCCACUCAAAAUUUAGAACUAGGAGUAGUACUAAAUUGGCCCAGUUUUUAAGAGGGUUCGUCAAAUUGUCUGUGGUACAGUUUGGCUUUCGAUGCUUGCUAAAGCAUCAGAAGAGUUUUGUAGCCGAUGCUAACCCCUAAUUGAAAAGUCUCGCUUUCAGACUUCAGACUACUGAGAGAGAAAUUCACGUUUCUUUCCCCACCCGUCCCCCUCCAUGGACUUGUCUGUUGAAUGGCACUGAACCACUUUUGAAAUUAGAUGUGGAUAGAAAAAUGCUUUUAUCCAUUAUAUGCAGAAGGGUAUGUAGUAGAGUACAUAUGAAAAAUGAGGAUGCUUUUCAUCCUUAUAUCAGUCUCACAUGGAAGGGCCAGUUUUGGUCCCAUUGAAAAAUGACUCAGUAAAUGUACAAUGGGGGUGCAAGCUUGGGUCCGUAAUAAGUGAUGUAACAUUGUUCCUAUGCUGGGGAAUAUUUAAGAGCUGCCACACAGUGUCCAUGGGAGGAAAUGGGGUGGUGUAUAAUAUUUUUUUUUCCUUUAAAAUUUUUUUUUUUUUUUUUUUAAAGAUACAAGAUUACUGGGACCUCUGAGUUGUUAAUAGGGUCUUUUAACAUGUUUGGUAUCAUUAUAGUUUGUUGGUUUUUUUCCUCUUAAGUUUCAUACUCCAAGUUACUGAUCUUAGUUGAGGGGUUUCUUGGCUUAUAUUCUAUUAACACUGGCAGUUGCUCUGUUGCCAAUUUUGUGCAGCCCUUCAGAUUUCUAUGGGAUGGCACAAAUUCAAGCCAGUUGGGAUAGUUAGCUUGGCCAGGCAGAAACUAAAAGUCAACUUUUUCCUUUGUUUUUAAAAUUUGAGACUGCCUAUAAUUACAAGUAAUUUAAUUUCAAAUAAGUUAAUUCAAUUAUCUGCCUAAUAGAACAUCCUUUGGUCUGUGCAUGUCAGUAAAUAUCAGAUCAUGCCUUUCCAGUUGAAGUAUCCAUUCAACAUAUAAUUUAUGUGAAGCCAAACUAAUUAUAAUACCUGUGGAUUUUGAACAUCAUUCUACUGGGCUAAACUUCCACCUCCUCCCUUAUUCAGCAAAAUAAAAAUCAUUAUUUCAUCACUUUUACUGACACUCCUGGAAUUGUAUCUUGAAGCUUAAUUUAUUUAAAAAAAAUAUGAAGCACUGAAGUGAUUUUCUUAAAUACUGUACGUCAAAGUACCAGAGUUCAGCCUAAAAGAAGGAAGGAAUUCUUCAGCAUUUCCCCUUAAAAUGUGUUAAGUAAGCACUACCUAUGUAAACAAUAUAGUUUCAACAGUGUAAUUCUGGUAUUGAUUGAUUGUGAAAGUACUUUUUUAUUAUUCAGAAUUUCACUCGUUGCAACCUCCUCUAUUAUUAUUAUGAUUAUUCAUCUCUUGAACUAUGAAUGUACAUGUAAUGUGAAAUUUUAUUUCUUCUCUAUUUAUAGGUUAUCUUUUUUUUUUUAGUCUAACUUCACUGUAAAAUUUUUUUUCUGAACCUGUUACAUGUGGAAGAUGUGGGAGAGUACUGUAUCUUGGAACAUAAGUGGAUUUGGUACUGUGGUCUUAUUCUACUUAAUCACUUUUUUGCUGUGAUCAGAAAUAGCACUGAACAAAAUCUGCUAAAAUUAAGUUAUUUUUCUUUCUACUAAAAUUAAAUUAUUUUUUUUCCUGAUGAUACUUGAUAUAGUAUUUAUUAGAAUUUUUUGAAGUGGAAUUAUUACUGUUAAAUGUUUUUGGGGGGUUUCUUUUCUUUUCUUUUUUUUUUUUUUAGAAACAAAGUUAAUCUACACUUUAAAAUCUUACAGCAAUUUCUUUUCAUGUUGUAAAGUGAACAACUAAUACGGUAGUGGUUUUAUCUAUGCUUGUAACAUUUUUCUUAGUUUUUGCAUUUUUGUGAUACUUUUGUUGAAUUUCACUUUUCACUACUUUUCAUAAUAUUUUUUGAAAGAUCAAAUAAUCAUUUAAAAGGUGCCAUAAAAGACAUCAUUAGUAUAUGGGGGCAGGGAAGAGUUGAAACAAGUUUAUAUCUAACUUUAGCCUAGAAAUAAUUAAUUAAAUUAAUGCUAUGAGCAUGCUCUGUACUUCAGUGAAAAUGGGGCAAAAGUAAGAAGCAUGCUGGGUUUUUCUUUUACUGCAUCAUUCAUGCACUGUCCUUUUUCAUAAUGUAGUGUUUUUAUCCCUGAACUUCAUAGCUUGAAUUUCUAAAGUAAAGAUGUUUGCACUUAUUUUUAUUUUAAGGUGACUUUUUUGGCUAUCUUUGUUUUUGCAUUUUUUUAAAGUUGCAAUAGCUUUGAGCAUGUCUUCAAAAUGGUUCAUUACUCUGCAAGGAAGUACUAAAAACAUUGCACACUUAGGUUUGUUUUUCAUGAAAUAUUUCACUGUGGGGUAGUUACGUUCUCUAUAGAGAAAGUUACUGCUCUGAAUUUUAAACACUGGAUUUGUCUUCUACUACAAACAAAUACUGUGAAGUUAAUGUAAAAAUCAUCAAUAUUUUUAAUUGUUUUUAAUCUUGGUGCAGUUCAGAUUAAAUAUGUAUAUUUAAAGACACUAAUUUUUGUGGGAGAGUUUUAUAGUAUACAGUAUGUAGAAAAGCUAUUGGAAUGGAAUAUAUUUUAUAAAAAUGUUCUAUCACUGUUUUAUAGUGAACUAUUUUUUUCUUCAGUGUUAGCAUAAUGCUGUUUAGUCUAGAUAAGACAAUCGCAGAAAGAGUGACUUAAACUAUUGUUAGUGCUUAGUUUUUGUGUGAAGUUUUUGUUUGCAACUGUAAUGGUAUGUGCUGUAAAAUGUGACAAUCGUGAUUAGGAUUGUUGUCUUUAUAAAUUUACACAAAAUAAAAAUGUGCUAGAAUUGUAAA
Molecule: messenger RNA, 5080 nt
Organism: Alligator mississippiensis (American alligator)
Lineage: Eukaryota; Metazoa; Chordata; Crocodylia; Alligatoridae
Gene: ZBTB42
Product: zinc finger and BTB domain containing 42
Exons: 2
Coding region: 240-1661 (473 amino acids)
Biological process (GO): regulation of transcription by RNA polymerase II
Cellular component (GO): nucleus
Molecular function (GO): DNA-binding transcription factor activity, RNA polymerase II-specific; protein binding; RNA polymerase II cis-regulatory region sequence-specific DNA binding
Source: RefSeq, a predicted model, not a curated record